AUGGCUUCUCAGACACAGUACCUCCUAGUGUCCUUGCCACAGUCUGUCAAUGCGUUCCCAUACUUGGAGCGUCAAUUGAACCAGGGCAAACAACAGCUCACAUCGUUUAAUUUGCCCGAAUUCCAGAUCAAGACGUUGGACUCCCUCGUGCAACUUUCCGAGGAAUUGAGCAAGUUGGAUACUACCUUGGCUUCAUCUGUUGCUAAGGUUGUGGAUAUUUUGGACAACUUGGAACCAAACAAGCUGUUCAACGAAACCAGAGUGGUCAACUCUCGCCCUGCAGUGUACACCGUCGAGAACUUCUCCUGGAACACUUCCAAGUACAGAGUCGACAAGCCAAUUAAAACGCUUGUUGAUCUCAUUAGUAACGAUGCAUUGUCCUUGGACAAUGAUGUCAGACUGAUGUUUCAGCUGUACCAGACAGCCAAGUCCAACUUCUUGGCUGCCGACAGAAAGAAGAACGGUGACUUGUCCAUCAAGAGCUUGCACGAGAUUGUGCGCCCAGAGCAUUUUGUAUUGGACUCUGACCACUUGACCACAGUGUUGAUUGCUGUGCCCAAGAAUCUUGUUAGUGACUUCCACAAGUCCUACGAGACAGUUACCCAGUUCGUGGUUCCAAGAAGUGCACAGGAGCUUGCUACAGACUCUGAGUAUCUGUUGUUUGCUGUUUCUUUGUUCAAGAAAUACCAGCAAGAAUUUGUAACUGCUUGCAGAGAGCACAAAUGGCACCCAAGAACCGACUUUGUUUACUCUGAGGAGAACCUCAAUGAAUUGCGCAGAGAGUUUGACACCACUCGUGCUACUGAGUCCAAGUCUAAAAUUGACUUGUUGCGCUUGGCUAAGACUGCCUACUCUGAAAUUUUCUCAGCAUGGUUCCAUAUCAAGGCCAUUCGUAUAUACGUUGAGUCGGUCUUGAGAUACGGCUUACCACCCCAAUUUGACUGCUACGCUAUUAAAUUUGAGGGCUCUAAUGUUGGCAAUGUUGACAAGGCCAAGAAGGAAUUGAUUGCCAAGUUUGGCUAUCUUGGUGGUGAUGGCUUUUCGGACAAGAACAACUUGCAUGAGUAUGCUUCCUUGGUUGACUCUGAUUUUGAGCCUUUUGUCUUGUAUCACGUAGACAUUGUUUAG
Molecule: messenger RNA, 1128 nt
Organism: Australozyma saopauloensis
Lineage: Eukaryota; Fungi; Ascomycota; Pichiomycetes; Serinales; Metschnikowiaceae
Gene: VMA5
Product: H(+)-transporting V1 sector ATPase subunit C
Exons: 1
Coding region: 1-1128 (375 amino acids)
Biological process (GO): proton transmembrane transport
Cellular component (GO): vacuolar proton-transporting V-type ATPase, V1 domain
Molecular function (GO): proton-transporting ATPase activity, rotational mechanism
Source: RefSeq, a predicted model, not a curated record